This is a messenger RNA of Arabis nemorensis, 1044 nucleotides long. NCBI's taxonomy places the organism in Eukaryota, Viridiplantae, Streptophyta, Magnoliopsida, Brassicales, Brassicaceae. The record is from the annotation of a GenBank genome assembly.
AUGGCGGCUUUUGCUUCAACUCUCUCUCUUUCUUCCACCAAGCUUUUCGACUCUUCCUUCCAUGGCUCAUCAAUCUCCGCCGCACCUGUCUCCUUCGCUCUCAAAUCACGAUCUAACGUCGUCUCCGUUCGCGCCACUUCUGGUUACGAUCUCAACGCCUUCACUUUCGAUCCGAUCAAGGAAUCGAUCGUGUCUCGUGAGAUGACAAGGAGGUAUAUGACUGAUAUGAUCACUUACGCCGAGACUGAUGUCGUAGUCGUUGGUGCUGGAUCCGCUGGUUUAUCUGCUGCUUAUGAGAUCAGUAAGAACCCUAACGUUCAGGUCGCGAUUAUCGAGCAAUCGGUUAGUCCUGGUGGUGGUGCUUGGCUCGGUGGUCAGCUUUUCUCCGCCAUGAUUGUGCGUAAGCCAGCUCACUUGUUCCUAGACGAGAUUGGUGUAGCUUACGAUGAGCAAGACACCUACGUCGUGGUCAAGCACGCGGCUUUGUUUACAUCAACCAUCAUGAGCAAGCUCUUGGCUCGUCCCAACGUGAAGCUCUUCAACGCUGUGGCGGCUGAGGAUCUGAUCGUGAAAGGAAACAGAGUUGCUGGUGUGGUGACUAACUGGGCUCUUGUCUCGAUGAACCACGAUACACAGUCUUGUAUGGAUCCUAAUGUUAUGGAAGCCAAGAUUGUUGUCAGCUCUUGUGGUCACGAUGGUCCCUUUGGAGCCACUGGUGUGAAAAGGUUGAAGAGCAUUGGAUUGAUCGAUCAUGUUCCUGGAAUGAAAGCACUCGACAUGAACACAGCUGAAGAUGCUAUUGUGAGAUUGACCAGGGAGGUUGUUCCCGGUAUGAUUGUGACCGGUAUGGAAGUUGCAGAGAUCGAUGGUGCACCGAGAAUGGGACCAACAUUUGGAGCUAUGAUGAUAUCGGGACAGAAGGCAGGACAACUUGCUCUUAAAGCUUUGGGACUGCCCAACGCUUUGGAUGGAACGAACGUCGGAGACCUAAGCCCAGAGCUGGUAUUAGCCGCUGCUGAUUCAGCUGAAACCGUAGAUGCUUAA